AUGUCAGUCAUUCCACAAGAACUUGCUGACAUCUUCCAAGCAAUCGCUACAAAGCCUAGCCCUGGUAACGAUCCUCGGGAGCUUCAAGAUACAGGUGUAGGUGUGUUAAACCUCCCCAACCAGCAGCAAGAUGGCACGUUACACCCGUCCCGGUGCUCAGAAAACACCAAGCAGGACAGCCCACAUGCAGGGGUGCUCAAAGAACGCUUUCUGAAUCGAAAUGAUACGCUGCUGGAGUCCCAUCUCCCCAGAACCCCAGAAUGUGACCAUAUUCGAAAACAGGGUCCUUACAGAGGGAUCCUGCAUCAACUCCCGUUUCCCAAGUCCCCUCGGCCAAAACCCAAGUUUCCGCAAGCGUCACCUGAAAACCCAACUUCUGGAAACGCCCCCUUACCUCGCCAGCGCAGGCCGGCAGCGCGGCCACCGCGGAGCAGCAGCCGCGGGCGCUCCCGCGGUCCCCGCCGCCGCAGCCUCCGAGGCGGCGGGAGGCUCCGGCUGCUCUGCGGCCGGGAGGACGGCCAGCCAGGCCCUGGGCCCUGCCCCGCGACCCGGGGAGCCUCUCCUCCCGCAGGCAGGCGGAGAGCUCCUCCCGCGCCCCGCCGUGCGCCCGGGCGAGCCCCGGCGCUGGGGGCACAGCUCCGCACCCCGCGCCCGGCCGGCCGGGGACGCCGCCAGGCGCACGGCUCCGGCGCAGCGCCCGGGUCGCGGGGCGGCGGAGAGGGGCGUGUUCCGGAGCCUCGGAGCCCGCACGCCGGGUGCCGGCGGGACCGGGGAAGGCGGCGAGCCGAGCGCGUGUCCCUGGCGGCGGCUCCGGGCCCUCCGUCCCCCGCGGCCGGCCUGGCAAGCGCUGCCGCCGCGCGCCCCUGCGGGGACCGCCGCCGCCGGGCUCGCCCUGCGCAGCCGCCUCCGCGCCGGCCUCGGAGCCAAACUUUCCUGGCGAAACCCGCUCGUGCGGGGACGCCGCGCUGUCCCCCGGGCCCCCAAAACGGUGCGCCCCCUCCCCUGCGCAGCCGAGACCCACUGAAAAUAUGGCGCCCUCGAACGCCGUUCCUCAGUGUCCUCCGGGAAUCCCGAAAUGCCCGGCUCCGGGACCCCGGCCCCCCCGCGGGCGCGGAAUCUCAGCCCGUGCGGCCCCCGAAGGAGAGGGCGCCGCUCGUCCGGGGCGACACCGAGUCCGAAUCCUGCUCCUCGCGCUCCAGGCGGGCGCUGCCCCCGUGCCCCGGCGGGCGAGCGACCAGCAGUUUGCUGGGGACGAAAUUAUUGCCAAGUAAAGGGGGGUCGUGGAACAGGCAGGUACAAGCGUCCGGGCUGGGGAAGGGGCUGGGCACCAGCCGGCUGCCUCUGCCCGGAGCCUGGCCGGAGACUUGUUUGCAAAGUGGCGCUGGAGUCGGGGCGGCCAGUGCUGGAAUGAAGCCGUUCCGCCCGCGCCAACUCUCCUGGCACGGGGGCCCGGUCGGGGCCGAGGGGGACACUCCGGGCGGGCGAGGCCGCUAUUUCCAAGCCCCGUUACCGGAAACCCAGCGGGAGCUCCGGAGGGGACCGGCUGCCCGCGGCCAGGAAUCCGCUCUGGGGCGCCGGCUGCGCGAGGCUUGUUGGCAAACCCGCUGCGCCCGGGUCGAGUGCCGUGAAAAACAUACAUGUGCAGUAGGCAGGUGCAUUGAUUUUAUUUUAUUUUUUAUUUUCCUGCAGAAAGCCUUCCUUACAGCAUCCCAUCUGGGAGGUGUGCGGUUUUUUGUUUUUGUUUUGUUUUUUUUUCCUGCACUGGCAUCACUCACGAGAUUGCAAAAGGAAGAGGGGGAAAAAAACCACCCACAUUUUCCUUCUGUCGGGAGGGAAAAGACACGAGAAAAUUCAUGCAACGUGCAUGCAGCUGGAGGAGGAGGGAAACCCGAGGGAGCCGUGCGCCUUACCGGGGGAUGCAUUUACUGUCUCAUUGCAGAGCGCCUGCCCGGGAGUGCAGCCGGCGUCCCCCCCGCGCGCCCGGCGACCGCUCCGCUCCCGCCGCCGCCUCAGCCCCAGCCGCCGCCGCUGGCUCCGGGCGCGGAACGAGAGCCGAGGGCGAGCGCGAGCGCACGGCCCGCGAGCGCGGGGAGGGAGGGCAGGAAGCGCGUCAUCACUCGGGGACGGCGCGGCCCCGCGAGGCUCCGCACGGCUCCGGUCCAGACGCGGCGCCCGGCGGGGCCGGUGCGGGGGCUCCGGCGUCUCUGCCUGCGGCCGGCGCUGGAGGGUCCGCGGGGGGAAGGCGACGCGCCGGCCGAGCUGUCUCGGGAAGAGGGGCGCGCAGGGUGACCCCGGCUCCCCAGAUUUGGACCUCUGCUGUGGCCCAAUGGCUUCCCAUCAAGCAUCUCAAAAAUCAGUUCUUUUCCCCAAACACUGGAUUUCAGGAUUUUUCCUCAAUUAAUUCAACCUUCUCAAAGUAUCCCCAUGAUCUUCCACAGCCUGCCAAUGUGUGUUGUUUAAUGAUAGAUGGUAAGUCCCAUGACAGCAAGGACCUUAUCUGCAUCUUCCUGCCUACAUGAGUGGCACAUAGCUGGUCUCAAUAAAUAUUCAUUUCAUGAAA
Pipistrellus kuhlii (Kuhl's pipistrelle) is the source of this 2560-nucleotide messenger RNA. RefSeq lists its product as uncharacterized. The transcript is spliced from 5 exons. The coding region runs from base 1 to 2289 and encodes 762 amino acids. The record is from RefSeq and is a predicted model, not a curated record. NCBI's taxonomy places the organism in Eukaryota, Metazoa, Chordata, Mammalia, Chiroptera, Vespertilionidae.